This is a messenger RNA of Aspergillus saccharolyticus JOP 1030-1, 323 nucleotides long. RefSeq lists its product as uncharacterized. The transcript has a single exon. Bases 96 to 269 code for a protein of 57 amino acids. Lineage: Eukaryota; Fungi; Ascomycota; Eurotiomycetes; Eurotiales; Aspergillaceae. The record is from RefSeq and is a predicted model, not a curated record.
UAUAGUAGGUUUGGGGGGUGUAUGGGGAACGAAGGCUAUGUGUACUGUAUGGCUGCCGGCGACAAGCACUCAAAUCACAAAACUUUAUCGAGGGUAUGAUGUUUUUGGGUUUCUCGAACUCCCUCGUCUCGUGGUUCUUUUAUUUUUAUCUUUAUUUUUUCUUGGUUUUGUAUGUAAGUUUUUGGUCUGAUAUGUUGGUUCGCACUGACAGGGGAGCUCUUUUAUGCUUUUUUUGCUUUGUUGUAAAACCUCAUUCCAUCAUUCAAUAAAAUGACAAAGGCACAGCGGCGCGUCACGCUAUCAAAAGCAUGCACACGAUUCCA